Molecule: messenger RNA, 943 nt
Organism: Sphaeramia orbicularis (orbiculate cardinalfish)
Lineage: Eukaryota; Metazoa; Chordata; Actinopteri; Kurtiformes; Apogonidae
Gene: rbp7b
Product: retinol binding protein 7b, cellular
Exons: 4
Coding region: 492-893 (133 amino acids)
Molecular function (GO): lipid binding
Source: RefSeq, a predicted model, not a curated record
GUGAAUGAUGUCAAACCAACAGCCACGAGAGCACUUACAAUUUUAACCUCUGAGUCCUUGGUAUCCAUCUGCUCGUGUGAUACGCCAAGAAGACUAACAUGUAGAGAAACAUGGAUGUCACAGGUUGAGGCAGACUCGCACUGUAACACCACUACCUGCUGUGUCCAAACGUGUGCCGGAGGAGGGAUUAUAUUUCACACAGCUCAUGCACAAAGAGUUCAGCUUUAUUCCGUUUCCCUCUGUAGCUCAUAAAUUAGAACAGAAUCAGGGAUGUAAUGUGUUCACAGUGUGAUUCAAGGAUGAUGCUUCCUACAGAGAGGCUUUUGUUUUGACAGGAACAGGAAAGUUUCCUCAUUUUAUGGGUGAAAAGUCCUGUUCCGCCCUCCGCUGUUUCUGACUGAAAUAGAUGCAGCAGCCAACAACAUCUCUCCCAGUUAAAUCUGUUCAUUUCUGACAUUCAUUAGUCUUGACCAGUCAAAUAAGUAUCCAGGAUGUCUGUCGACUACAAUGGGACCUGGGACUUUGUCAGCAGUGUCAAUUUUGAGGGUUACAUGGUUGCACUUGGCAUUGAUUUUGCAACACGCAAGAUUGCCUCUUUGUUGAAGACUCAAAAAGUGAUUAAGCAAGAUGGAGACAGUUUCACAAUUAAAACAGUCUCUACUUUCAAAAACUAUGAGUGCUCUUUCAAAAUUGGAGAGGAGUUCAUGGAGAAAGGACUGGACGGCCGGACAUUUCAGACUGUGGUGAAUUGGGAAAACGAUAAACUGGUGUGUGUUCAGAGAGGAGGAAAGAAAAACAGAGGGUGGACUCAUUGGAUUCAAGGAGAUGAGCUUCAUUUGGAGCUCUCAUGUGAGGAUCAAGUCUGCAAGCAAAUUUAUAAAAGGACUGGGUGAUUUUCUGUGGGGUUAAUUUGUUCAUACCUGUCAAAAAAAAAGCAAAAAUU